Danaus plexippus (monarch butterfly) is the source of this 1267-nucleotide messenger RNA. RefSeq names its product methionine aminopeptidase 1D, mitochondrial. The record is from RefSeq and is a predicted model, not a curated record. The transcript is spliced from 6 exons. Lineage: Eukaryota; Metazoa; Arthropoda; Insecta; Lepidoptera; Nymphalidae. The coding region runs from base 301 to 1206 and encodes 301 amino acids. Gene Ontology annotation, molecular function: metalloaminopeptidase activity. Gene Ontology annotation, biological process: proteolysis.
CAUGACUAGGUUAAAAAUUUAGGCUAAAUCCUUAAAUAAAAUUGUAAUAUAAAAUGAAUAUUAUUAUUUUAAUGAAAAUAUACAAACCCUGAAUAUUAAAUUAUACUUUAGUUUUUGGCUUUUUAAUCAAUAAAUAUGGAACGAACGAGACAAGUAUUUACAACUGUUGGUACAUUUUGGAGAACGAAAAUGUAAGAUAAUGUGUCUUAACUUACAUUUUUUAAGGGAUUGUAAAAGCUAUGAAAAAACAUGCUACAUUAGAAACGGUUUUUGAAAAAAAGGUCAAAUAAUUUUGAAGACAUGAGAAUACCUAAAGCAUUAAGUCCUCGUCUUCAAAAGCAAUUAUUAAAACGAUUUGGUUUGUAUGAAAAAGUGCUUCCUGUGAAUACAACACUCAGUCGCGCAGUACCUGAACAUAUACCAAAGCCAGAUUAUAUAACAGGCACCCCUCUUUAUAUAGGAAAAAAAAUUGAAAUAAAAAAUGAAGAACAAAUUACUGGAAUGAGAGGUAGUUGCAAAUUAGCUGCAAAUAUUUUGAAACGUCUAGAUCCCUUUAUACAGCCAGGUGUAACUACUGAUGACAUAGAUGAAUUAGUUCAUGCAUUGAGCAUAGAUGCCGGUGCUUACCCAUCACCUCUUCACUACAAAGGCUUCCCCAAAAGUGUGUGUACAUCUGUCAACAAUGUAGCUGUACAUGGAAUACCAGAUCUUAGACCUCUAAUAAGCGGAGAUAUUGUAAAUGUGGAUAUAACUGUGUUCUAUAAGGGCUAUCACGGAGACUGCUCAAAAACUUUUUUAGUUGGUGAUGUUGAUGAUAAAGGAUUACAUCUAGUGCAGGCAACUGAAGAUUGCUUGGAUCAGGCCAUAAAAAUAUGUGGACCAGGUGUACCAUUUUGUGAUAUAGGUCUGAGAAUAUACCGAGUAGCAAAGAAGCACAAGCUAACAGUUCUACCAGCCUUUAUCGGACAUGGGAUUGGAAGCUACUUCCAUGGUCCACCAGAGAUUCAUCAUACAUUGAAUCGUUAUCCCGGACUUAUGCAACCUGGAAUGACUUUUACAAUAGAACCUGUAUUAUCUCACGGUAGCGAAUACACUGUGAUAUUGAAUGACGGCUGGACAGCUGUCACUGAAGACAACUCCCGCGCCGCGCAAGUCGAACACACAAUACUCAUCACGAACGACGGCGCUGAAAUUCUAACUAAAUGAUAUUAUAUAGAAAUAAAUUUAAUUAAAAACGUGGCAAAUAAAAUGUAUGAACAUUAAAAAA